AGGGUACUGGAUUCUACCAUACGGUACUGUACAGCAUGCGGAAUUGCUUUAUCAGAACUAACCUUAAAUUUACAAGGUCAUUGUGGCUGCAGCAUGAUACAUCGCUGGACGAGUUACGUGAAUUUCUAUCAUUAGGAUAUAGUAUAGCCGGAAUUACAAAAAAGAGAAGAGGAUACAGUAUGGCAUAAGUGCAGAAUAAUUCUCUCUCGAAUCACGACUCUGCAAAAAUCGGCUUCAAGACACCUUCAUCCCCUUCUUCCACAUCUGGCUGCCGGGCACGGCAACCCUUUUUUCUUAUGAUAUAAUCUUACAAGAUAAUCUAGGGGAUUGGUGGUCAAAGGCACUGGUCUUAGGUUCCGGACGAGAGACGCGCCGCACAAUCGCUUGUGAUAUCUCCAUCUCCACCUUGCCUAAGGCUCUGCAAAGGUUCCCCACCCUCAUCCCGCCAACAACCCCUUCCUUCUCCCAUCCUCGGUCAACGCUUUCGAAGUUUGCCGGUGUGCUCGGGUACGAGGCGCCUCGAUCAAUUGAAAUUCCCUGCCUUGGAUUGACGGCAUCUAACGCCGGCCUUUUUUCAGAAGUGAGGCUAUCGGGCUGAGAUCCGCUACCAAGGCGUUGACGCAGCCUUUCUCCACAUUGACACUGCUGGUACCGUACUGUACCGACAACAAAUACAAUUCGAGUGUAUCGGUGCACAUCCAUUCUUCUGACCCUCGCAGGCACCGCCCAAAUUACGGGAAUAUUCUACAUUCUGCAAGAUAGUAUGUCCCCUCCAUCCUCGGAUCAAUUCCCCGUCGACACCGCCCCAGCUCCGGUAACCCCGCCCACAAACUCAGAUCCCACGAGGCCCGUCACCAAAUCGACAACAUCCGGUGGGUACCGUGUGUUGACAGACAUCAUGUCAUCUUCGCCUCUAUCGCCUCUGUCUGGUAUUGACAUGGAACUCGAUGAGUCAGACCUGCUACAGCUGUUACAACAACGACGGAAAGAGUUGGAUGCGGAGAUGGAGGCGUUCAGGGCUUCGAAGGAAAGCGAGUACAAGGCGUUCGAGCGGAAGUUGAGGGAGGAGCAUAAGCUGAGGAAGCGAAAGCGAGAAGCAGCAAGCGUCGACAACGGCCUACAGCUCAGCAAUGACAACAAUGUUACUACUACAGACGCAUCCCCGCCGUAUGCAACAGUCGCAAAUACGGCUGCACCCGAACGUGAGAAUGGUAAUUUAUGCUCCACCUGGUCAGAAGUGGGAUGCGGGGGUCGGGUCUCGCCUGACGUUGGUGAAUCAAAGCACGAUGACGCGCUGAGAUCGGAGUUGACUGCUUCGCUGCCUGCGCAGCAACCCGGAAGCAGCGAGAGCAACUCUCCGCCUUUCGAUAAAGACCUCCAGGCUGCCUUCACCCCUCGAUACCUUCCCCUGCUGGACAAAGACUACCAGAGCCCGCCAUCGCCUCCUCCUAACAAAAUCAUGUCGAGCCCCCCGCUGUCACCGAAACCUACUCUACCAAAGAUUGCCACUAUUCCAGGUCGCUCGGGUAACAGUCCGGGAUCUCCGGCCGCACCUCUUGCUUCCUCCCUCAAAUCGUCCUCGGGCAGCUCGUUUGGCACCACAGGCAAAUCUGCCGGAAUGAAACAGAAAUCUCCAAAAAGGGUUACUUUUCAAUUUGAGGACGAGAGUUCUGUUCCGUCGCGCAGCAGUCCCCCACCAGCCAAGGUGCGCUGGAGUUUGGAGGAUGGCAUGGACAGCGAAUGCGGCCUGGUAGACGAUGACGAGUUUGGAUCUACCGGUGACAAAGAAGCGGUGGAAGCAGGGCAAGAGGGGCCUGGUGAGUCUGGAAAAGUCGAACAGAUUGGGCAUGCCGCAAAGUUGGCCAGCUCAGAGAUGACGCGAGGGGUCGAGUCGGUGGUUCCUACAGCCCUCUCCGAGCCAUUCACAGGGUCUAAGCCUUCGGUUGACGAUGACUCAUUUGAGGAGGUACAGUUUGGGGACGAAGCGAGCAGGAAUGGGGCUAAGGGGGUAAACGGAGAUCUGGGAGAGGGGCUUGACAUGGAAACCCCGGAUGGCGAUGACAGUGACGGUGAUUUAUUUGAGAUGGACGAGACAGCGGCGGAACGAAAGGAAUCACCACCCCAUCGGGACUAUUCCGCUCUCCUUAAUACCACUAAACCCCCAUUUCAGCGUUCGCCCUUCUCUGGCCAAUCGUUCCCCCCACUGCCGUCAUUCACGCCUGUCCCUUCUUCCGUCCCAGCUCCUCAAGUGGACCCAUCACUCACAUUUGAGAAAAGCCUUGGAAUGCGGAGUGGAUUCACAGCGGUGCGGGGAGGCAUAAGUGCCUCUUUCAACCCAUCACUCUCAUUGGAACCCAUAACCUCUCGCGUCCGGAUUGGACAAGAGCCUUACACUUCACCUAUCGCCUCGUCAUUGCCAAACAUUGGCUGGGGAGAGGCCUCGGGCAAAGACUCAUUCGUACCCACCCCCGGCGGCCGCUUCCGCAGGCGAAGCAUCGCCAAAUACGACGUUCCGGACGAAGACGAUGCACCCGGGGGGAAACCCCGCCCGAACAUACCUGAAGAAGAUGAACCCUCUCCCGGACUCUUUGGCCAAAGUCCCAACGCUGCCAGCCUCCCCAUGGCAAUCGCCAGGAACAGCCCCCUUGCACCCCUUUCCGGUUCCGCAUCAUCCAAAUCUCCCACCCCACUGCCCAACUACGGCAGCCCAACAGCCAUUCCAGAGGUCCCUGAUGAAACCCCACUCUCCGGCCGCCCCUCACCAGUCCUGCCAUCGUUGGCCACGGAGCCGGUACUAAACCCGAACACAGAAUCCAUAAAACAAGUCUCGUCCGCAGACAUCCUGGCGGACGUGCCAGCCAGUGAGCCGGCCCCCGCCACCACCGCCAAGGGCGAUUUAGUAUCCUCGUACCGCCUAACCUCACCCUUCCCUUCCGCACCCAUCCUCCCAACAACAUCUCCUUACAGAACCGCACACGCAGCUGAAGUUGCUGCGUCAACAUUCGAUGACGAACUAGAAAGCGUCGUCGGUGGUGUAGAUGGCAGGACAGGUCUAGACCCGGACGCUAGCAGCUUCCAAACCGCGGCCGGAACCUCCAUCAACCGGAGGAGAAGCGGAAGUGUGGCUGUGCCGCAGGAUGUAAGGCCUGAAAGGAUGAGUCUGGGCAUGAGGAUGGCGUUCGAGGAGAUGAAAGGGAAGAAGUUGUUUUAACAGUUGCUUUCUCUCAUUUCACUUUUACCUUGGUCCCCUCGAUUUCUCAUGUUUUUCAUUCGGUUUUUACUUGGUAUAUUUGGCUGGCAUUGUGGUUUGUUGAUUUGUUUAGUUGAUCGGAAAAGCUUUGUUUGGAGUUGGGUGGGGGAAGUGCUUUUACUCGUUGGGGCAAAAGGGUGGCGGUGGUGAGAGUGGGCGAGUGAGUGUGCAUGUAUGGGCAGGAGCAGUGGAGCAAAAAUGAGAUUGUAUGUACCUAUUUUCGCGAAGACUGUGUACCUGU
This is a messenger RNA of Tuber aestivum (summer truffle), 3491 nucleotides long. The record is from the annotation of a GenBank genome assembly. NCBI's taxonomy places the organism in Eukaryota, Fungi, Ascomycota, Pezizomycetes, Pezizales, Tuberaceae.